AUCGAUCAAAAUAUCCCACGAAAACCUAAACCGAACAAGUGAAGUAGCCAACUAGGGUUUAAGACGCCCCCCUUCUUUCUCUCCAAAACCCCUCCCUAAACCUAUUUAUCCUCCAUUCCUCUGUAAACAGCCAUGAAUAUCGGUAUUAUUAUUAAUACUAAAUCCCUGAUAAUAUUAACUUCAGACAAUGGGUCAUGCACACAAUAAUAAUAGUAAUAAUAAUAAUAAUAAUAAUCCAAUAAUAAUCAAAACCAAAGAAUCUCCUUCUUUUAUUGAAGAGUUCCCAUCUGAUUCUUUUAUCGAUUCUUUGUUGAACUUUGAAGAGUGGGGGGUUGACAAAGAUAUUGUUGCUAUUAUGAAUUCAAAGCCUAAUUUGGUGGAGGAGGAGGAGGAAGUUAACAACAAAGAAAUAGAUAUAAUAAUCAAACAAGAGGAGGUUGAUGUUUGUGACAAAUUAGAUGAUUUGAUCCAACAACGUAUGGAUAAGGUUUGUUUAACAUCAUCAGAUGCUGCUGAUGGGAUAGAAAGUACUAGUUUAGUUAUCAAGGAUGAGGUGGUCGUUGAAAAUGAAGACAAAAUCGAUACAAAUGGUAUUAAUAAUGGAGAUGUUAAGGUUGAGUUGGAUGAUAAUGAUAAUGAGGAAGAGGAAGAGGUAGAGGAUGAUUCUUCUUCGUCCUCCUCCUCGGGGUCGUCUAGUAGUAGUAGUGAUGAUGAGGAUGAGGAGGAGGAGGAUAGUGAGGAGGACGAUGAGGGAAAGAAAGUGAAAGGGGAUGGUGAAAUGGAAGAAGGUGAAAUAAUGGAGGAGAUGGUUGCUUGGAGUGAUAACGAUGACGGCGACGAAGAAGAUGUUGUUAAAGGGCCUAUUCGAUCCCGGAAUGAGGUUCAGGAUCUCCCUCCAGUCCCUCCAGUGACUGUCACGAUACAACCUCAUCAUCAGACACUUCCAGUCGGAGUUGUAUUAUCGAUUAUGGGUGCACAAGUUAUUGUGGAAGGAGUGGAGAAUCAUAACCCCUUAAGUGAGGGUUCAAUUCUAUGGAUCACAGAAAGCAGAUCGCCAUUAGGAGUAGUGGAUGAAAUAUUUGGACCUGUAAAAAAUCCUUACUAUAUCGUUCGCUACAACUCAGAAAUUGAAGUCCCUACUGCAAUCCAACAAGGCAGCUUGGUCUCUUUUGUUCCUGAGUUUGCUGAUUAUGUUCUAAAUAACAACAACCUUUACAAAAAAGGCUACGAUGCUUCUGGUGAAAAUGAUGAAGAGUUAUCUGAAGAGUUGGAGUUUUCAGAUGAUGAGAAAGAAGCAGAGUACAAGAAAAUGAUUAAAAUGUCAAAAAGGAAUUUAAGUGAACAGAAAAACGGGCAUAAAAAGGAUAAGAAAUCAAGAAACCGGGGCGGUAAGUGGAAAAAUGAUCCACAGUGUUUGGCUAACUUACAAGUCAAUGGUUCUUCUGGUGGGCCCACGAGAGGGCCACAUGCAGUUUCACCAUCACAAGUCAAUGGUUCCUCUGGUGGACCCACAAGUGGUUCUCAGGGAUUUGCACAGAGUUCACAGACACCUAACUUCAAUGGGCCUCCUUUGGGAGUUUGGCCAAAUGGGUUCCCGUCCAUGCAGCCACAAAAUAUUGGGUUUCCACAAAACGGGUUUCCGUCUAAUGUACCGUUCAUGCAACAGAGUUUUACUCAACAGCCCUUCCAGAAUCUUGGUUUGCCAAAUUUGGCUCCGUUUCUUCCACAGUUUAACAACUCUGGUCAGAUGUUUCCUUCUAAUUUUGUUCAAGGUGUUCCUCCCAAUUAUGGUGCAAAUCUUGCAUUUGCGUCUUGGCCUACAGGCAUGCCCCAGAAUAACUUCAACCAGUCACAAGUUGGUGCACCAAUGAUGUUUCAGGGUUUACAACAAGGAGUUGCAAUGCCUAAUGGACUUCAAAUGGAAAACAAUCUGAGACCACCUUUUGCUGCUGCUGCUGCAAAUGCUCAAACUUCUCAAAGUUCUGAUCAAGGAAAUGGGUUAUCUAACCGUGGAGGAAGACAACCAUUUCAAAGGGGCGGUGGUCGUUUCAGAGGAGGCAGACGUGGUAGAAGUGGUCCACAGUCCAGGUGAUCUGUAAUCAUAAUGCAUAACAGUUUUGUAAGCUUCUGGUUAGUUUUCUUGUUUUUAUCAUUUGAUACUAGGACUUAAGUGCUACUUUGACUCUAGCUGUUCUCUGGUUGUACAACUGAUGUUAUAUCAUGCAUUUGGUUUUAUUAUGUUCAAAACUUCAAAUUGUAUGUUAGUUGGGAGUAA
Erigeron canadensis is the source of this 2275-nucleotide messenger RNA. RefSeq names its product H/ACA ribonucleoprotein complex non-core subunit NAF1-like. Lineage: Eukaryota; Viridiplantae; Streptophyta; Magnoliopsida; Asterales; Asteraceae. The record is from RefSeq and is a predicted model, not a curated record. Bases 188 to 2092 code for a protein of 634 amino acids. The transcript has 3 exons. Gene Ontology annotation, molecular function: RNA binding. Gene Ontology annotation, cellular component: sno(s)RNA-containing ribonucleoprotein complex. Gene Ontology annotation, biological process: box H/ACA snoRNP assembly; pseudouridine synthesis; ribosome biogenesis.